AUGCCGACGACGUGGCUCACCGGUGCAUUCCAGUGGCCCUCGUGGGCGUCUUCCUGUUGCCUGGGGCUACUCGUAUGUCUUCUGUCUCUGCACACGAUAGAGAAGCUGUUCGCUUUUGCGAACUUCCAGCGGCAGUAUCUUGUCGUCUACGGUCUCGUCAUGUUCGCCGACUGGUUGCAGGGCACGCACAUGUAUAGUUUGUACCAGAGCUACGACAUGAACGUCGGGGCACUAUUCCUAACAGGGUUCCUAUCCUCGGUGGUGUUUGGCAAUUUGGUUGGGCCGCUGGUUGACAAGUACGGACGACGCAAGGCGUGCUUGGUGUAUUGUGCUUUGGAGAUCGUUAUCAACAUUUUAGAGCAUAUACCGAUUAUGGCAGUUCUACUGGCUGGGAGAGUAAUGGGUGGGAUCUCGACGUCGCUGCUUUUCUCGGCCUUUGAGAGUUGGAUGGUCACGGAGCAUCGGCGACGGGGCUUUGCGAAUAGUCUGCUGGGAAAGACAUUCGCUCAUGGGUCUGAGAUUAAUGGUGUUGUCGCUGUAAUUGCUGGGCUUAUUGCUCAGAUUACUGCCGAUGUUUUUGGAGAUAUCGGGCCAUUUCGUGCUGUGGUUAUUGUGACGGCAAUCGCUGCUGCAUUUGUUUUCUCUUGGUCUGAGAACUAUGGAUCACCAACCAAAGAUAGUCGCGAGGAGAUCCGAAAGCUAGACAAUUCGGAAGACAGCAGAGUAACAGCUGACUCCGGUAUGCUUGCGGAUUCGUACGCAUUGGGCUGUUGCUAUUCGCUUUUUGAAGGAGCGAUGUAUGUGUUUGUAUUUUUGUGGUAUCCAACACUGGAGGCUGUCGUGCCGAGCGGUGAACUGCCAAGUGGUCUGGUGUUUUCGAGUUUUAUGCUGUGCAUAGCUAUCGGUGGCAAGCUGUUCAAUCUAGUAGACAACUCGUGUGUUCGUGAGGAACUGUUGCUCCUGGUUACUGCUACAAUUUCUUCGAUUUCUCUCCUCAUUCCUACGGUUUCGGAAAACUAUCAGUACAUCUUAGGCGGAUUUUUGGUAUUCGAGGUGUGUGUCGGACUGCUUUCCCCAUGCUGCGCAACGUUGCGAAGUAAAUAUUUCCCGAAAGCCGACUUGUGCACAACAUUAUCACUGUUUCGACUGCCAACGAACAUUUUGGUGGUCCUCGGAACUGCAGGUGCGAGCUACUUCACCAGUGAUCAGCUUUAUUACGGGUGCAGUGCGGUCCUUGUAGUAGCUACCGGAUGUGCUGCGAAACUGGUUCGGUCUUCGUCGAUCACAUCGACGCCACGAAGAAAUCGUAAGGCACAAUAA
Phytophthora infestans T30-4 is the source of this 1320-nucleotide messenger RNA. RefSeq names its product Major Facilitator Superfamily (MFS). Lineage: Eukaryota; Oomycota; Peronosporomycetes; Peronosporales; Peronosporaceae. The coding region runs from base 1 to 1320 and encodes 439 amino acids. The record is from RefSeq and is a predicted model, not a curated record. The transcript is spliced from 8 exons. Gene Ontology annotation, biological process: molybdate ion transport. Gene Ontology annotation, molecular function: molybdate ion transmembrane transporter activity. Gene Ontology annotation, cellular component: membrane.